AUGGCUUCGAAAAAGACGAAACAACGACUGAUGCCAGCUACGGGACCGUCGGUGUUCGAAGUGUACACCUACGUCGACACGAACAAGAGCAUCGACGAGCUGUUUCAAGCAGGACGCGUUAGUGAUGGGAAAUUGUACGAAAGGAAGCCAAAUAGGAAAUUCCCCAUGGCCUACUAUGCCCCAAAGCCACGUCCACGUGGCAGUUCGGCCGGACAUUCACCUCAAGGCAGCAGUGACGACGGUAUGAGCAACGCAGGACGAAAUGUUCUCAGUCCGAGUGGAAGUCAGCAGGUUUCCACGCCCUUUCAUAAAAAGCAGGCAAGUGCACCGGAACUCGACACUCAUCAUCUCGACAUGUACAAUAGACCAGUACCCGUUCCUCAAGUGAUCACACAUCAUCAUUCCAAAUCCGUCUCCGCUAUCCCUCCGAUGCCAGAUCCGGCCUUCACAGUUCCUCAACACAAUCGAUCCGUUUCGCAUGAGGCAAAUUACAACGCGUCAUUCGGAACUCAGCCAUCAUUCCAAGAACCCGCCCCUUCAUCACUCUUCGAUCCGCGCGGGAAGAGUCAUUCACUUGAUCCACUGAUUGUUGGCAUGCAUGAUCCGGGUUCUCAGAUGGCAGACAAAAUGAGUUCACUUGGUCCAUUACCGCCAAAUUGGGAAAUGAAACUGGACGAGCUGGGAAAUCGCUAUUUCGUUGAUCAUAACACACAAACCACUACCUGGUACGAUCCACGAAUCCCUGAACAUUUGCAAGAAGAGGAAAUUCGCCAAAGACAUGCAUGCCAACAGCAACAACAACAACAGCAAUAUCAUCAACACAAUGUGAUGCAGCAACAACCACAACAACCCUAUUUCCCUCCUCAACAGCAAAUUAUGCAUCAACCACAACAUGCUUUUGCACAGAUGCCACCAACUCAGGAUUUCAACUCUUCAACCUAUCAGCGAGUACAAGAGCUGCAAAAUGAGCGCUCAGUGAUGUUGGAGAAGCAGGAACAGCUACUACGAUCGGGACUACUGGACCAGAGCCCACAGCAGUAUCACAACGCUAUGUCUCCUAUGCAGACGACCACUUUGAUGUAUCCCGCAUAUCCUCCAAUUAACCAGACCGGCCACGCCCACCUCGCCCCACAAUUCGCUCACGAUCGAACGAUGUCAACAGAUAGCGGAGCGGUUCCAGACUCUAACAUGGACGUCGACUACACUUCUUCGCUUGGAUUCGACCCAGUUGCUAUUGCGGACAUAAAUCCACAUGAAUUCGACAAAUAUCUUCAACUUUCCUCACAUCGAGGCUCGGCGACCGUCGGUAGAUAUCAAUGA
Necator americanus (New World hookworm) is the source of this 1320-nucleotide messenger RNA. RefSeq lists its product as uncharacterized. The record is from RefSeq and is a predicted model, not a curated record. Lineage: Eukaryota; Metazoa; Nematoda; Chromadorea; Rhabditida; Ancylostomatidae. Gene Ontology annotation, biological process: positive regulation of transcription by RNA polymerase II; hippo signaling. Gene Ontology annotation, molecular function: transcription coactivator activity; protein binding. Gene Ontology annotation, cellular component: nucleus; cytoplasm. The transcript is spliced from 14 exons. The coding region runs from base 1 to 1320 and encodes 439 amino acids.